Acaulospora morrowiae is the source of this 128-nucleotide messenger RNA. The record is from the annotation of a GenBank genome assembly. Lineage: Eukaryota; Fungi; Glomeromycota; Glomeromycetes; Diversisporales; Acaulosporaceae.
AUGACAAUUAGUAAACUAUUUGAAAACACAAAAGAUGCCAAAUUUAGUAGACCCAGGCGAGAGACAAAGAUUACGAAAGAAAAGCGAAUUCUUCGAAUUCAAGAAUGGGAUAUUGUACAAGAAAGAUC